UGURARCCUGGACUGUAYGAACCUWUUGGAGUUCACCCGGAAUCAGAUAACAGACCACGCUGGCCGACGCCGGCUUCAGCAGGGCAAGAUGGCCUUCUGGAUUUCAUUGGGUCUGGGUCUGGGCCUGGGCGAGAUCCAGGCCGGGACUCGCUGAAGAGGCUCUGGAAGAAAGGUGGGGAGACAGGGAUGGUGGAUGGCAUGGGGCAGGAAGACGAUAUGGCAUACCCUCGCACCCCCCCCCCCCGCUCCCCCUCUCCCCAAAUCCCCUUCUUCCUUCUCAACAGCACCGUCAGUUCCCAGCACUCUCCUCAAACCCAAACCAAGACAUAGAGAUGCAGAGGGACGACAUUCCCUCCCCUCCGCCCCGUCCCUCCACCUGGUCCUAAAGUCAGUCAACAGAGAGCAGGACGAGGAGAACGGCAGAGUGCACCUCACUCUGCCGCUCUCCUCCUCGCUCCCGGCUUCCCUGUCAGAUGAGAGUGGGAUGACCCCUGACGUGGAGAAUGCGGUGGUCAGCCCCAUCCUGCCGUUCCUUUUCCUGGGCAACGAGAGGGACGCCCAAGACCUGGACCUACUGCUGCGUCUCAACAUCGGCUACGUGGUCAACGUCACCACACACCUGCCCCUCUACCACCUCGGCUCCAGCCUGAUACACUACAAACGGCUGCCGGCUACCGACAACAGCAAGCAGAACCUGCGUCAGUACUUUGAAGAGGUGUUUGAGUUCAUUGAGGAGGCUCACCAGAGUGGGCGUGGAGUGUUGGUUCACUGUCAAGCAGGCGUGUCCCGCUCGGCAACCAUCGUCAUUGCCUACCUGAUGAAGCACACCCUGAUGACCAUGACGGAUGCCUACAAGUACGUGCGGGGCCGUCGUCCUGUGGUGUCUCCUAACCUCAACUUCAUGGGUCAGCUACUGGAGUUUGAGAGGGACCUCAAUUCCGGGGUCACUCCUCGCAUCCUGACCCCCAAACUCAGCGGCCUGGAGACCCAGGUCUGAGAGUGGGAGACUGAUUAGAGGGACAGAAUGGAGGGAUGGAGAAAACCCGCAUUGGGCGAGCCAUAGUUUUGUGAAGGAGAAAUGAAAGGUAGAAUGAUGAAGAAGGGAACGCUGAUUAACAGAUUGUCCCUAUUGGCAUAGAUGAUGAAUUGAUGAUUGAAAUAGUGCACUUAUAUAGAUUAUGGGAGAAAUAAUUUGAUUGGUUAUUUUAUAAAUAGUCUAAUUUCUGGCCAACCUGAUCCUCAUCCAAUACCAUUUGUAAUUUUAACAAUUUUUAUAUAAUGCUUAGAUAUCUGGCAGAUAGGGGGGCAGGUAGCCUAGCGGUUAAGAGCGUUGGGCCAGUAACCGAAAGGUCGCCGUUUAGAA
Salvelinus sp. IW2-2015 is the source of this 1363-nucleotide messenger RNA. NCBI's taxonomy places the organism in Eukaryota, Metazoa, Chordata, Actinopteri, Salmoniformes, Salmonidae. The record is from RefSeq and is a predicted model, not a curated record.